Messenger RNA from Argentina anserina (silverweed cinquefoil), 1281 nucleotides. Its product is annotated as F-box protein At2g26160-like. Lineage: Eukaryota; Viridiplantae; Streptophyta; Magnoliopsida; Rosales; Rosaceae. The record is from RefSeq and is a predicted model, not a curated record. Gene Ontology annotation, molecular function: protein binding. Bases 1 to 1281 code for a protein of 426 amino acids. The transcript is spliced from 2 exons.
AUGCAUUCAAACUGGGCAGGACUACAAAAGGACUUGCUGGGUCAAGUUUUGUUAAGACUAGUAUCAUCGGAGGAUUAUGUGCGAUUUAGUGUUGUAAGCAAGUCAUGGUUUUGUUUGGCAAAGGAGAAUCAAAGGCAACACAUAUCAAGAUGUAGUCAACCUCCAAAGCUCUUGAUUACUGAUGAAGAGAAUUCAUGGAAACUAUAUGACAUCAUGAAUGAUAAGGUCCUCAACAUGCAUCUAAGGGUGCCAAACCGACGAUUUUGUGGUUCUUCAAAAGGAUGGUUGAUAUUCAUGGAUGAAAUGUUUGCAUUAAACUUAGUAAAUCCGUUCUCUGUGAAGCUUAGAAAGAAUAAAAGGGCAGAUGCAACCAUUAUUCGUCUUCCCUCAGUGACUGGUAAAAAGGAAUGGAUUACAAAAUGCGAUUAUUAUGUCUUUAAGGCUUCACUAUCAGCUGACCCGAUAUCAGAUCCAGAAAAUUCUGUUCUUACGGUGAUAUAUGGUGAGUAUGAUCGAUUAGCUUUUAUCAGACCCAGUAGUAAGGACAAGCGUUGGACAUAUGUUGAUAAGAGGUGGGGAACAAUUGAAGAAGUGGUUUAUUCUCGAGGUAUAAUAUAUGCAGUUGAUAACCGCAGCAAACUUUUUUCUUACAAUAUUAAUAGCUUCUCCAAGUUGGAGCUUGCACCAGAUCUUCCUUGGGAUGGUUUUAGCAAGAGAUAUCUUGCAUUGGAUUCAAAUAAGAAAGAGUUAUGGAUGGUUAAGAGGUACAUUAAAUACAUAAAAGAUAAACCCGAUUUCAAACGACGCGAGACCAUAAAAUUCAAAAUCUUCAAGAUCAAUCUUGACGAACAUGAGUGGACUGAAAAAGAAACCCUAGGUGAUGUUGCUCUCUUUGUCGGUGACAAUUCCUCGGUUGCUGUGGUGGCUACAGAUUUUCCGGGUUGUCGGUCUGAUUGCAUAUACUUUACCCAUGAUUAUGAUGCUAUAGAAAGCCGUCUUGAACCUUAUGGACCUAAUGAUUGCGGAGUAUAUGACAUAACGAGUCGUCGUGUAUUAAAACCUUAUGCAGAGGAUGUUGAGAAGUUGUUGAAGCUGACAAGUGGGCGACCUCCCAUCUGGAGCGAUCGUCGGCGAUGCAGGACUUUGCAGCGGCGGUGGAGCUUUGCAGUGGCCGGCUCGGUGAGGCAGGAGCGCGUCGAGGAGUACGUCGAGGCGAGGGCGUAUGGUGGGACAACGGCGGCGAGGCAGGAGAGCUUUGUAGUGGCCGGUGUGUGGGCUUGA